Molecule: messenger RNA, 1707 nt
Organism: Colletotrichum abscissum
Lineage: Eukaryota; Fungi; Ascomycota; Sordariomycetes; Glomerellales; Glomerellaceae
Exons: 6
Coding region: 1-1707 (568 amino acids)
Source: RefSeq, a predicted model, not a curated record
AUGUCGGACGAUAGCCAGCUUACUGUGUCAGCUGAUACGUCCGCAUCAGACACCACCGUCACAGCCCCUUCAAGCAGUCAAGUCUUACAAACGAUUCGCAGUGGAUUCGAUUGGCCACUUCGAUUCUCCAAGAAAGGGAAAAUUUCCGAAGGGUUUGAGAAUGAACCAUGGUUAAGCUACCACGCAAAGUUUGACUCGCCCAGAGAUGCUAUCAGCUUUUUCCUCGGCUUCGAAGAUUAUGACGUUAGAUAUCAUGGGCGUGUUCGGCCUAUCCUCGACAUCUGCCACAACAUGGACCUUCACGACCUUGCUAGCAUCGAACCUUCCGAUGGAGAAAAACAAGUGGCUUGGCUGAUAGAUGGCCAGCUAGUUAAUGACAAGAUCAACUUUCGGGAGUGCCUGGGGGCAUUGACUGCUCGCCAACUUACUGAAGCUUUGAUGAAACCACGCUAUCGCGUUCCUCUUCCAGUUCAGAGCAAGGGAGAAGGAAAUGCACAAGAUAUGAUCAGUAAUGAGGAAGUUUUAACCUUCGAUGCUGAACGUCGCCUGCUAGAAGACGGCGUCGAGUGGGAUCCUUGCAGCGGCGGGCAGGACGACGCUAGAAAGCCGUUCUGGUUUCCACGAAUUUGGUUUCUCCGUAUCUUUGGCAUUCGGCUUGACCAGAUUAAGGAUGAGUGGGAAUCUAUAUGCCUCCACUUGGGGCAGAAUCUCGACAGACAGGAUCGUAAAUAUAAGAUCCUUCUCCACGAAGCACAAUUAUCACCUGAGCUCGCCGCCGCCGAGGAUCACAGAUUUCGAGUCAACGCUUUGGAGAAAUCGGUGCUGGAGUCCAGAGAUGUUCUCCAAGAUCUCAUCAGUGUUAUUCAGGAGACGCUAAAGGCUGGGGCGUCUUUCCUUUCUACAGAAGUGAACUUCUUUCUCAACUUUGACGGACAGCCGGGAGAUGGUUCAGAGUGUUACCCGUAUCUUAGCGAGAUUCGGCGAAUGUUUAACGUGUUAAAUCAGCUCGGGUAUCGACUAGAAAGCUACCAGGCAAGGUGCAGCUUCCUGAUUCAAUAUUGUGAAGUUUCCAGGAAGAACGUAAGGCCUUUAGGUGUCCAUUGUAUUGGAAGCACAAUUGUUGACAACAAGGCCUUAGAAUCCUCAAGUCUCCUCGUCAACAUCGGACGAGAGGAACUGAUACAAGUGAAGCUGAAAAACGAUCAACUUCUAGCUAUCGGGCCCGGGGAUGUUGAGGAAGUUCGAGUGCUCGCAUUCAGCACCCUUCUUACGCAGGCUUUCUCGCAAACCACCGCACUUUUCAGCGCAGACGGUGUCAUCGCCUUUACUAGAAGCUGGCAAACAUUCCUGAUAUCCCUUCUCGUCGCGUAUGGCAUCAAUCUUACGAUAGGGACUGCGUUUCUCAUUUGGAUUCGGAGAGCUCGUCACAAAAUCCAGGCUGCCUUGAAAGCAACGCCACUAAUACCGCCUGUCGCGCAGCCAACAUCGAACCCCAGCGCUACUUCGACUGUCACACUGAGGUCAAGCAGCGAGGCUGUGACUCAGACCAUCGCUACACAUACAUCUUCAACGAAUUCUGAUGAAAGUGGCCUGACGAUAUAUACGCGACGUCGAUUCUCAGACAGACUCUGGUUGAGCUAUAGGCAACCGCAGAGGGUGGAUGAUGUUGAACUAGGGAACAGGAAUGUUAUUGAGGAACUGACAUAA